AGGGCAUGUUUAAACUCAAUUUCAGAGCAUUGACAUAUUAUACAUACUUGUUGCCUGACACUACGCAAUCCAAAGUCUAACAAAAUGCGAUAAGUACAUCAAUAUGCAAUGUUUAAUUUUUGUAACUUACCAACCUUCAUGAAGGAACAGCUUGGUAUAUAUAUAUAUAUAUAUAUAAAUUAUAAAUACACAUCCAUUUGUAUUAGAGACCGACCGAAGUUUCGGUUUCGGAUUCGGUUUCGGCCAAGUUUCGGCCAAAAAACCGGUUUCGGUCGAAGUUCCGGUUUCGGCAGCCAAUUGGCCGAAACUUUCGGCUUGGCCGAAACAUACGAUCGUAAGGUCUCGGGAUAUGUCCGGUUGUAG
Acanthoscelides obtectus is the source of this 363-nucleotide messenger RNA. The record is from the annotation of a GenBank genome assembly. Lineage: Eukaryota; Metazoa; Arthropoda; Insecta; Coleoptera; Chrysomelidae.